UUGUUGUUGUUGCUGCUGCAGUCAUCUUUUCCAUGUGGAUUUGUUCAAGAAAGUGGCAAAGAAAUGUUUCGAGGAAAAGUGCAUCCUGAAGAAAAACAGGCUCCUACACUACAGGGAGUUUAUAAGAUUUCACCAGGGUGUAUGAUAAAUAUUCCAGAAAGCGAUUUUGCAGAUUGCAUCCCUGACAGUCAUUUUUCUAGAGAAUCUGAAUACUCUGAAGAUGAUGAAACUAUCAGCGAUAAUAACGCGGACAUACAGGAUGGCGAUGAGUGGUAUGGUUGUGUUAGUACUAUUAGACACGGAGGGAAAGAUGAUUUAUCUAAAACUCUUAAAUCAAACACAAUUAAGCAGGACACAGACGCAGAUGGCAAUACGUUCUUGCACAUUGCUGUGUACGAAGAUAAAGAAGAUAAGUUAGACUUCUUACUUGAAAAAUAUCCUAAACAGAUAAAUAAAGAAAACAAGAAGAAACAAACACCUCUGCAUAUCGCAGCAAAACUUAACAGAAGUGAAAUUGCAAGGAAACUUAUUGAAAAGGAAGCCGAAAGAGAUAUCCAAGACAUAAACAUGUUCACCCCUCUAUUGACUGCCGUUAUGUACGACAGUCUAGAAGUGUUCGAUCUUCUAGUCGAUGAGAGCACAAAUGGUGGAUCUAAAAAUAUAGACAUGCAGUUACUUCAGAUAGCUGCAAAACACAACAGUAAAAGAGUCGCAGAAAAACUGAUACAAACACAUGAUGCGGCAUUUCUAGCAAGUAAAACGGACGAAAGUGAAACAAAUCUUGUUCACUUAGCCACGGAUAAUAACAGUGUCGAUGUUUUAGAACGCAAAGAUGGUGAUAAAAACAUCAAAAAACAAAUUACUACUCCACUUCAUAUCGCUGCACGCGCAGGGUACUUGGACUGUUUGAAGGUUUUAAUAAGAGUUCGUGAGGUAGACUUCUAUAGACAAUCUGAACAUGGAGAAACAGCUCUACAUCUAGCAGCUGCAAAUGGAAAGAAAGGAGUUGUUGAAGAAUUGCUUAAAGCUGCACCAGAACUGAAGGACGUGAAGGAUGCAUCGGGACAAACUGCACUUUAUUCCGCAAUCAAACAUGUGAAAAUCGUAGAGAUUCUUAUCAAAUCAGGUGCUGAAGUAGAUGACACAGACAAUCACGGUAGAACGCCAAUAAGCUAUGCUGCCGAAAAAGGACUGUUGGAAUGUACAAAAAGGUUGAUAGAUAAAGCGAAAAUCAAUGAAGGUGAUAACGAAAUGGUAAAUUAA
This is a messenger RNA of Ruditapes philippinarum (Manila clam), 1263 nucleotides long. Its product is annotated as ankyrin-2-like. Gene Ontology annotation, molecular function: protein binding. Lineage: Eukaryota; Metazoa; Mollusca; Bivalvia; Venerida; Veneridae. The transcript has 10 exons. The record is from RefSeq and is a predicted model, not a curated record. The annotation marks the transcript as partial.